AUGGCCAUUCGCCAAGAAUACUUCUGGCCAUCACUUCACACCGAUGCCCAAGCCUUCACCCAGAAGUGCGAUAAGUGCCAACGGUUUGCCAAAAUUCCACAACUUCCAGCUGAACCGUUGACAGCCGUGGUCAGUCCUUGGCCAUUUGCCCAAUGGGGACUUGACCUCAUUGAACCUGUGCCUAAGGGAAAGGGUCAUGUCAAGUAUGCAGUUGUAGCUGUGGACUACUUCACCAAGUGGGUUAAAGCUGAAGCCUUAGCUACCAUCACUGCAGCUCGAAUCGAAACGUUCGUCUGGCAGAAUAUCAUAUGUCACUUUGGCAUCCCCUACACAAUCGUCACAGACAACGGCCGACAAUUUGACAAUGCAAAGUUCAAGCAAUUUUGUUCCAACCUUAAGAUACGUCUUUGCUUUGCCUUCCCAGCCCAUCCUCAAUCUAAUGGCCAGGUCGAAGCUGUAAACAAAAUCAUUAAGAAGACCCUGAAAACCAAGCUUGACAAAGCCAAGGGUUGCUGGCCAGAGCUACUCCCAGAGGUUCUCUGGUCCUAUCACACUACCUUUCGUACCUCAACAGGAGAGACAUCGUUCUCCCUUUCCUUUGGUACCGAAGCCGUGGCACCAGUGGAGAUUGACAAGCCUACAUACCGAACCUCCACUUAUGAUGCCGAAGUCAAUGAUGAGUAG
Molecule: messenger RNA, 684 nt
Organism: Prunus armeniaca (apricot)
Lineage: Eukaryota; Viridiplantae; Streptophyta; Magnoliopsida; Rosales; Rosaceae
Source: the annotation of a GenBank genome assembly